Centruroides sculpturatus (bark scorpion) is the source of this 1616-nucleotide messenger RNA. Its product is annotated as glyoxylate reductase/hydroxypyruvate reductase-like. The transcript has 10 exons. Gene Ontology annotation, cellular component: cytosol. The coding region runs from base 118 to 1152 and encodes 344 amino acids. The record is from RefSeq and is a predicted model, not a curated record. Gene Ontology annotation, molecular function: NAD binding; glyoxylate reductase (NADPH) activity; hydroxypyruvate reductase [NAD(P)H] activity. NCBI's taxonomy places the organism in Eukaryota, Metazoa, Arthropoda, Arachnida, Scorpiones, Buthidae.
GUGAUUAUAGUCAAAAAACAAAUGGGAAUAAAGUCGUGUUUGCUUAUAUCUUAUGUUUUAAUCUUUUUUAAUAUCGUGAGAUAGGAAGAAUAAAUAUGAAUUUUAAAGCAUGAUAUAAUGCUUUUUAAAGGGUGUAGAUACGCUUUUAUCGGCAUUAAGCAUUAUUCAUCUGUUAAAAUGGCUCAACGUUUUUCCGUGCUUGUAACUCGUGUUGAUGUACCAAAAGAGAGCAUCGAGCUUCUACAAAAAACUUGUGAAGUUGAAACAUGGCCUAAAGCUAGUGCCAUACCCCGUGAUGCAUUGCUUGAGAAGAUAGCAGGAAAAGAUGCUUUGUAUUGCCAAAUGGCAGAUAAAGUUGAUAAAGAAUUAUUGAAUGCUGCAGGACCUCAGUUAAAAGUAAUAGGAACAAUGUCUGUUGGAUUUGAUCACAUAGAUUUACCUGAAUGCAAAAAAAGAAACAUUCUUGUUGGAAAUACACCUGAUGUUCUUACAGAUGAUGUUGCAGAGUUAACAAUUUCUCUCCUGUUAGCAACUUCAAGAAGAAUUUUUGAAGCAUCAGAAGAACUAAGAAAUGGAAAAUGGAUAUCAUGUGGAUGGGCUCCUUUGUGGAUGUGUGGAACUUCAAUUAAAGGAAGUACAAUAGGAAUUGUAGGAAUGGGUCGAAUAGGUUGUGCUGUUGUUGAAAAAUUACAAGGAUUUAAAGUGGGCCAGUUUUUGUAUUGUGGAAACAAACAGAAAGAAAGAGCUAAUGAAUUAGGAGCUAAAUUUGUUACUUUUGAUGAACUUUUGAAAAAUUCUGAUUUCAUUGUAAGUUGUUGUGCUUUAAAUGCUCAAACUAAAGAAUUGUUUAAUGAAAGAGCAUUUAGUUUAAUGAAACCCACUGCAAUAUUUAUAAAUACUAGCAGAGGGGGUGUGGUAGAUCAAAAUGCUCUUUAUCAAGCUCUUACUACAGGCCAAAUUAAAGCAGCAGGUUUGGAUGUAAUGACUCCAGAACCUUUACCACCUGAUCAUCCUCUGACUGAAUUAAAUAACUGUGUACUGUUACCUCACAUUGGAAGUGCAACAGUUUCUACAAGAGUAUCAAUGGCUAUGCUUACUGCAAGAAAUAUAUUAGCUGGUUUAGAAGCCAAACCUCUUCCUUCACUGUUAUGAAAAUAUUCAAUGAGGAAAGAAAAUUUAUACUAUAAAUAAUUGUAACAUGCAGUACAUUCCAUUAAUAAUGUGCAUUUUUAGGUUUAUUAGAAUCUUAUCUUCUAAUUCCUCGUCAAUAUUUUUCGUAUUAUCUGAAACAAUGUAGUAUUAAUAAUUUUUAAUUUUUUAUUGUAAAUUAUUUCACUUUUUAUAAACCUGGCUUUGGUUUAUCUAGUUUGUUUCAUUCAGAUAUAAACACACAAACAUCCAGCUAUGUGAAAUUUAUAAUUAAUAAAUACUCUUUAAAAAUGUUCUUUCUUUAUAAAGUAAAUUGGAAUAUUACAUUUCUUGUUGGAAGCAUAUCAGAAGGACAUUUUUGUUGUAUUAAAUAUGUAAGUUAUAGAAGUGAAUAUUUUUGGUCACAAAUAGAAAGGUUUUGACAUUUGUUGCUAAUUUAUAUAUAUAUUGUUUUAACAUGCUUCAUA